This is a messenger RNA of Bemisia tabaci, 891 nucleotides long. RefSeq lists its product as uncharacterized. Lineage: Eukaryota; Metazoa; Arthropoda; Insecta; Hemiptera; Aleyrodidae. The record is from RefSeq and is a predicted model, not a curated record.
GUCGACCCCCUCACAGUGUGUCUAACCUCUUAAACCAUCAUGAAGUCCAUAGCUGUUUUCUCAAUUUUGGCCCUCGCGGUCGUUCGCGCCGAGGAAUCAGCCGGAGACUCAAAAUCAGUGAAAAAGAAUGAGAAGAGGUCGUAUGAAGGUUUCGGCUACGGCUACGGCGGACUAGGAUUAGGUCACUCCACCCUCGGAGGACUUUACGCCGGACAUGGACUUGUCGGUGGACACGGACCUGUCGUUGGACACGGACUUUACGGAGCAAGUUACGGCGCCUACCCCACAUCCAUCCACACCACCAUCACGAAACAGGUGCCAGUACCAGUACCCCACCCGGUUGCCGUACCCGUAGAAAAGCACGUGCCCUACCCAGUAGCCGCCCCCUACCCGGUGGAAGUACCGAGGCCGUACCCCGUAGCUGUACCCAAGCCCGUCGCCGUGCCGGUUGAGAAACCCGUACCAGUCCCAGUCGACAGACCGUACCCAGUAGCCGUGCCCCACCCUGUAGCUGUCCCGGUCGCCAAACCGGUUCCGGUGCCGUACCCUCAGCCUUACGCUGUCCCCGUCGUCAAGCCCUACCCUGUGGCUGUGUCCCAUCCAGUCCCUGUUCCCGUCGCUAAGCCCAUCAUUGCCCACGCUCCGUACCACUCGUACCACAAUUACUGGUGAUCUAAGCUCUUCACAUAUGAUCCUCAUCUCAUCUCAUUCAUCUCCAUUCAUGAGUCAUCCAACAUAUCACAGAAUCCUCAUAAAGUUACGAUUACUGCCAAUUCAUUGAAGUUACCAAAUGCAAGUCUCUAAUCUAUGUCUGUUUGUAUUCAUUCUUAGUGUUUAAUUUAAUUGUUGUAUUUUAUUGUGUAAAAUAUUAUUUUUUUUUACCAAAAUGUA